AUGGUGAACCCAGCAGGCGUAGCGAAUACAGAUCGCAGUGCCGGCAACAACAAUGCACCGCUACCCGUCCUCAUAGUCGGAGCUGGCUCUGCCGGUCUUUCCCUUGCCCAAGGGCUGGAGAAAAACGGCAUUCGCACGAUGGUCUUUGAGAAAGAGGCCUGCGAUGCUCCUCCCGGACGCCGCACAUGGGCGUUUGUCGCCGCUUGGUCCGCACCCAUCCUGCAGACCCUGCUGCCAGCGCACCUCUGGGACCGCAUCCACACCGCAUUUUCCGACCCAUCGAUGCCCGUCAAGCCCCUUGACUAUAUUCCUCUCACCAACGGCGCCACAGGCGAGCGACUCACCGAGGUCCCUCUCUCAAAUGGACAUCGCUUCUUCCGCCCUCGUUUCAGGCAGCUCGUCUCCGAGGGCCUAGACAUCAGGUUCGGGAAGGAGCUGGAGUCUCUCUCCUACAGGGACCAGUCGGUGGAGGCGCAUUUUGCUGAUGGGAGCUCCGUCGUUGGACGCCUUCUCGUCGGCGCCGAUGGCUCUCGGUCUCGUGUCCGUAAGCAGCUCCUCGGCCCCGACCUUGCAGAGCUUGACCGCCUCCCUUUUGGCUCCAUUUUCGUCAAUGUCAAGUACCCACGGGAACAAGCCCUCCUGCUUCGCAAGCACCCCUUGUUCAGCGCCAUGCUUCAUCCCAACGGCAGUAUCGCCCCCUUUUUCAUCAUCGAUGCCCCCGACCCGGACCACCCGGAGGACUGGACCUUUAUGAUGUAUAUCAGCUGGGCGAUGCGCGACGACGGCGAGGCAGCAGCGUACCAGGGCAUGAGCAAACGCGACUUGCUCCGCACAGCCAAAGAACUCAGCAGUGUUUUCUGUGAACCGGUAAGGAGCGCCUUCGCCUGGGUCCCGGACGAUGCAAAUGAUGUCUAUUUCAGCACGAUGGCCCAGUGGGAUCCGCGCCCACCCCAUCGAUCCUGGAACAAUCAUGGCGGCUUGGUGACCUUGAUUGGUGAUGCCGCCCACCCUAUGACACACCGUAAGGAUGCUUCUCCUCGUAAAGAGGACAAGGUAAGCUCCGAGAAAACAGACAGGUGGCCCACACUUGGACUUACGUCUGGCGCAGGGCUCAACCAUGCUAUUGAUGAUGCUGGAAAUCUGACCCGGCUCCUGUCUGCACCAGAGGGCCGCUCACAAGGGCAGCUGAUCGACAGCUACGAGUUGGAGAUGCGUGCUCGGGCCGGCAAAGAGGUGGAGCUGAGCGAGCUCAACACCAGAAUGCUGCACGACUGGUCCCAGCUGAUCAAGAGCCCCUUCCUGACCAAUGGAUUUGCCAAGCCCAAAGCAGUCGCGGCGGCUCCUCUUGCUAGGAUCUGA
Molecule: messenger RNA, 1359 nt
Organism: Thyridium curvatum
Lineage: Eukaryota; Fungi; Ascomycota; Sordariomycetes; Thyridiales; Thyridiaceae
Exons: 4
Coding region: 1-1359 (452 amino acids)
Molecular function (GO): FAD binding
Source: RefSeq, a predicted model, not a curated record